AUGGGGGGGGAUUUCUGCACAUGCGUACUGCUGACCAGCCUGUGACAGGAGGAGGAGGAGAGGAGAUGCAAAAUGGCGGCGUUCUUGACCCAUCAGCAGAAAGUCUUACGACUUUAUAAAAAAUCUCUGAGGCAUAUCGAGUCGUGGUGCGUUUUCAGAGAUAAGUAUCGUUUCUAUGCUUGCGUACUGAGGGCUCGUUUUGACGAGAAUAAGAAUGAGAAGGACAUGAUGAAGGCCUCCAUGCUGCUGAAAGCUGCAGAAGAGGAGUUCUGGGCAAAUCAGCAUCCUCAGCCCUACCUGUUCCCAGACUCCCCUGGUGGAACCUCCUACGAACGAUAUGAGUGCUACAAGGUUCCCGAGUGGGUUCUGGAUCACUGGCACCCCUCGGAGAAGGCUCAGUACCCUGAUUACUUCUCCAAGAGAGAGCAGUGGAAGAAGCUGCGAGAUCAGAGCUGGGAGAAGGAGGUGAAGCAGCUGCAGGAGGAGACUCCCGCUGAUGGCCCCAGGACCGAGGCUCUUCCUCCGGCCCGUAAGGAAGGUGAUCUCCCCCCACUGUGGUGGCAGUUUGUGACCCGGCCCAGAGAGAGGCCCAUGUGAGAUGCCCUGCGUUACAAAUCACACACGCACGCACGCACUCUCCUCAGCUCAUCUGAGUGCACUACAUGAGUUACAGCAGAACCAUUACACUCUGACAUGUUUGUGUUUCAGCUUCACAGGAAUGACUAACCCCAAACAUGAUAAUGUACGAUCUUAAUUGAUAGACGUUGACAAAGUUUGAGUGUGUGUGUGUGGGAUGUAAGUGUAGACUGUACAGACAUGUAGAGCACCCAUUGUUCUUAGAAUUCAAAUAAAUAAAUCUGUUAAUCAAA
This is a messenger RNA of Tachysurus fulvidraco (yellow catfish), 869 nucleotides long. RefSeq names its product NADH:ubiquinone oxidoreductase subunit B9 (gene ndufb9). Bases 73 to 597 code for a protein of 174 amino acids. The transcript is spliced from 4 exons. NCBI's taxonomy places the organism in Eukaryota, Metazoa, Chordata, Actinopteri, Siluriformes, Bagridae. Gene Ontology annotation, biological process: mitochondrial electron transport, NADH to ubiquinone. The record is from RefSeq and is a predicted model, not a curated record.